Messenger RNA from Phragmites australis (common reed), 1694 nucleotides. RefSeq names its product eukaryotic translation initiation factor 3 subunit E-like. The coding region runs from base 138 to 1463 and encodes 441 amino acids. Gene Ontology annotation, biological process: translational initiation. NCBI's taxonomy places the organism in Eukaryota, Viridiplantae, Streptophyta, Magnoliopsida, Poales, Poaceae. Gene Ontology annotation, molecular function: translation initiation factor activity; protein binding. The transcript has 7 exons. The record is from RefSeq and is a predicted model, not a curated record. Gene Ontology annotation, cellular component: cytoplasm; eukaryotic translation initiation factor 3 complex; nucleus.
AUUUGACCUUCGUCCUCCCCUCUGUUUCCUUCACUGAGGAAACACCUGCUUUCCCACCAACUCCUGCUCUCCUCCCGCCCCGCGCCGCCGCCUCGAGCCCCGUAAACCCUAGCCAAACGGAGGAACGAAGCAGAGCCAUGGCGGAGCACGACCUGACGUCACGCCUGGCGGCGCAGCUGGACCGCCACCUGGUGUUCCCGCUGCUGGAGUUCCUGCAGGAGCGACAGCUCUACCCUGAGGAGGAGAUCCUGGAGGCCAAGCUCCGCCUCCUCGGCGCCACCAACAUGGUUGAGUACGCCAUGGACAUCCACAUGUCGCUCCACGGCACCGACGACGUCCCCGACGACAUGGUCGCGCGCCGCGCCGAGGUCCUCGCCAGGCUCAAGGCGCUCGAGGCGGCCGCCGCGCCGCUCGUUGCCUUCCUCCGGGACCCGCAGCUCGUGCAGGAGCUCAGGCCCGACAGGCAGUACAACGUUCACAUGCUCCGUGAGCGGUUCCGGAUUGGUCCUGACCAGAUUGAAGCUAUGUACGAUCUUGCUAAAUUUCUGUUUGAGUGUGGAAAUUAUCCAACUGCUGUUGACUACCUGUACCAGUACCGUGUUUUGUGCACAAACAGCGAGAGGAGCGUGAGUGCUUCGUGGGGGUUGUUGGCAUCAGAGAUUUUAAUGCAAAAUUGGGACGCUGCGUUGGAAGAGCUCAAUCGCUUAAAAGAGAUUAUUGAUUCAAAGGACUUCUCAUCACCUCUAAAUCAGCUCCAGAAUAGGAUUUGGCUGAUGCACUGGAGUCUCUUUAUCUUCUUUAACCAUGAAAAUGGCAGAAAUGGUAUCAUUGAUCUGUUCUUCCAGGACAGGUACUUGAAUGCUAUUCAGGCAAAUGCACGCCAUCUUCUGAGAUACGUAGCUACUGCUGUUGUUGUGAACAAAAGGAGAAGGAAUAUGCUUAAAGAGUUUAUUAAAGUCAUUCAACAAGAACAGCAUUGCAUUAAGGAUCCCAUAACUGAAUUCCUGGAAUGCUUGUAUGUGAAUUAUGAUUUCGAUGGUGCACAACUGAAACUCAUGGAGUGCGAGAAGGUUAUACUGAAUGAUCCUUUUCUGGGAAAGGGGAUUGAACAAGGAAGUUUCACCAUUGUUCCUUUGAUAGACGAGUUCCUUGAAAAUGCUCGUCUCUUUAUUUUCGAGAGAUACUGCUGCAUACAUCGGUGCAUUAAUAUUAGCAUUCUGGCAGAGAAGCUGAACAUGAGGCAUGAUGAGGCGGAAUUGUGGAUAAUGAACUUGGUUAGGAGUUCAAAACUGGACGCGAAGAUCGAUUCGGUGUCAGGAACUCUAAUCAUGACGACCAAUCAUGUUAAUGUACAUGAGCAGAUUAUCGAAAGCUUGAAGAAUCUUGACAUGCGGACUUACAUGCUAGCAAAAAGCAUUGUGGAGCCAGCUCAGGCAGCACAACAGGCAGCUCGGGGAGAUUAACAGAGUCUCCACGGUUUUGAGGCGCCAAGAAUUACUUAAAGUAGAGACAAAUUUAGUAAUUUUUUUUAGCUGUAGGGUCUAUAGGACGGAAUAUAAAGGAAUAAGAAAGGUAUAUUAAUAUUGAAAAUGUGAGAAUGUAUGCGUGUUUUUUUAAAGAAAUAUGAAUGGGUGUUUGGAACAUAGGAUUUUGUAAAACACAUCAACGUUUCAAUUGAGUAUAUAAUCUACUUU